This is a messenger RNA of Prorocentrum cordatum, 1325 nucleotides long. The record is from the annotation of a GenBank genome assembly. NCBI's taxonomy places the organism in Eukaryota, Dinophyceae, Prorocentrales, Prorocentraceae.
AUGGAGGACCUCCAGCCGUACUUCCCCCUCUCCGCCGUACUCCAGGGGGCGUUCCAGCUGCUCUUCCGCCUCUUCAGCGUCAAGGUCUACGCGGCCCCCGACGCGGUGCCGGUGUGGCGCGACGGCGUCCGCUUCUUCUAUGUCGUGGACGACGAGGCGCCCGUCACGGUCCCGAUCGCCGGCUUCUACCUGGACAUGGCCUGCCCCCCGCGCCCCGGCGAGCCCGACUUCACGGCCGAGGUGAGCCUGAGCUACUCCCGGGCGCUCGGGAAGGGCAAAACGCCGCGGCGGCCAGUGGUGCACCUGCUCGGGCGCCUAGCCGGCUCGCAGGAUUCCGCGGCCGAGUUCAACGUUGUCAUCGACAAGACGGCAGGGCAGGCGCUCGGAGUGGAGAUCGACUCACUGGACGGCACCUCUCUGCUGAUCACCGCUGUGACGACCGGGGGUCUCAUCCAGCAGUGGAACGAUGACCACCCCGAGCUGGCAUUGAAGCCCGGAGACCGCAUAGUCGAGGUGAACGGCAUCCGCGACGACGUAAACUCGAUAUUCGAAGAGUGCAGCGAGGACAGGAUACUGGAGCUGUUGGUGGUCAGACGCGCCCAGGCAGCGGGCCCGCUGUCGGCGCCAGAGGCGCUCGACGCCGCGGAGCCCUCCGCGAGACCCCUGCUUCCAGAGGUCGAGCCGCUGCUCGCCUUCGACCAGGUGCGCGGCCUGUUCCGUGCCAUGGGCGCGGCGGUGCGAGAGCUGCUGACCGACCAGGGGGAGGGGCUGGCAGCAGGCAGCAAAGGAAUGGAGCUGGAUAUGGUCAACUUUCUUCCCGAGUUCCUGGAGCUCUGGGCGUACGAGCCGGGGACGCUGCGCUCCAUGGGCCGGCACGCCCGCACGGGCGCGCCCCUCCCCGAGCCGCUCCUCGCGGCUGCGGUGACCUCGCGGUCGUUCGGUGCCGGCAUCCCGCUCCUCGAGGACGUCCGCCUCGCCCAGCUGGACCUGGACCUCCACGCGCGGUUCGACCCCGGGCGCGGGGGCGACGUGUGGCAGCAGGUGGCCGGCGGCUCCCAGGAGAACCUGUCGCACCUGCCAGUGUUCGCCGGGGAGAGCCUGCUGAACGGCAUGACCGAGGAGUUCGCCACGGGCUACGCCGCCGGGCGCUACGCCGGGCUCUGGGCCCGGGUGCUCGCGGCGGACGCCUUCGCCGCCUUCGAGGAGCGGGGCCUCGGCGACGCCCGGGCGGUGCGGGAGCUGGGCCUGCGGCUCCGCAGGGAGGUGGUCGCGCCCGGCGGCGGCAGGGAGCCGCUGGACGCGUACCGGGCGUUUCGAGGGAGGAG